GCCCCUCCCCUCCCUUCCUCGCCUGGAUCCCUCAUCUGGAGGAAGUCAAAGCUCGCGUGCUCCCCAGAGGCGCUCCCGGUUCGCUGCGUGUGCCGCUGCGUGUCCUGUGCCCGCCAUGAGGCCCCUGGUGCUGCUGUGGGGCUGCCUCCUGCUCCCAGGUCACGAAGCGCUGACGGGGCCGAAGAAGGUGAGAGGGUUCGAGGGUGGCACCGUGUCCCUGCAGUGCAGCUACUCGGAGAAGCUGCGGGGGAACAAGAAGUACUGGUGCAAGAAGGCCGGCGUCGUCCUCUCCCGCUGCUCCGGCAUCGUCUACGCCCGAGAGGACGGCCAGGAGAGGACAGAGGGCAGGGUGUCCAUCCAAGACCACCCCCAGAGGCUCACGCUCAACGUGACCCUGCGGGAGCUCACCCUGGAGGACUCGGGAGAGUACUGGUGCGGCAUUACCAUCCUGGGCAUUGACGAGGUGCUCCUGGUCUCUCUGCUGGUCCUCCCAGGUCCCUGCUGCUCUCCCGCCCCCACCCCCUCCCUCCAGCCUCUUGCCACAAGCCUCCAGCCCAAGGCCAGAGCUUGGCACACCCAGCCCCCAGCACUGACUUCUUCUCCUGGUGCCCGCCCGGCAGCCACCACGCAGUGGACGACAGAGGCCGAGGCCGAGGCCUCUCCGCUCGCAGGGACGCCCCCGUCCGAGCCCGCGGGAGCCCCUCUAUACACAGGACCCUCUCCGUACGCAGGGACCCCUCCGAGCGAAGAGCACCCCCCUCACAGAGCCACCUCUCCUCACGCAGGGACCACUCAGCCUCCCACAUACCCGGACGCCCCCUCCGCGAGAGACACCACGCCCAGUGAGCCCUACUCCAAGGCCCACAUCCUGGGGCCGGUCCUGGUGCUGCUGAUCCUUCUGCUGGUCACGGGCUUGGCUGUCGUCGGCAGGUAACUGCUCCGCUGCAGGAAGGAAGGAGGUAAACUGGACACGGAGACAGAGAAGAAUGACAAGGUCCACCUCUCCCACGUGAGCCGCCUGGUCCCGGAGUACGCGGUGGUCAACCUCUCGGCCCCCAUCGGGCCCCCAGCCGGCCCCCAGCCCCCCAAUGCCAGCCCCUCCGCGGAGAUCCUGGCGAUGCGGCGCCCAGGCCAGACUCCGGAGGAAGAGGAGGCCUCUUCCCAGGACCCAGCGGGGGAUGCAAACCCAGGGCCUCCCUUUCACGUGUCCGAGGAGGAGCUCAGAUCCUCCGUGUUCAUCCCCGUCUAGCCGCCGAGCGCCCUCCGGGCCGGGCCUGCCGCCCGCCGAGCCCGGAGCGGCUGCAUCUUCGCUCCUCCGCAUCCGCCCGCCGGGCGCCAGGCCUCCGCAGGCUCCUGGCUCCCCUGGACGCCCAGCCCGACCUGGACGCCCGUGUCAGCCUGCCCCGUGGCCUCGCGGUACCAACGAGCCCGGGACCUCCCCCAGCACGUUCACAUCCCCAGGCCCUCGCCAGGGCCAGGCGGGCGCAGAAGACCUGGUCUGGGUGCACCUGCUGCCGGCAACCUCCGGGCCCGGACCCAGCAGCCCGCUCCCCUCCGCCCCCUCCAGGCCCACCGGCUCCUCCCUGCCCUCCAUCCCCAGAGGCAGUGCCACUUUCUCCUGCAGAAGCUGGAGGGGCGGAGGGAGCCUGUGGCUGGACCAGUUCUGACUUCUCCAAGAGCAGCUGGGAACCACUGCGUCCCAGGCCUCAGGAAGCUGCUUAACAAAGUGAUUCCUGGGCUCCAUCACCUCCUUCUAAACCGGCCCUGGCGCUGGGCCCAGGACUCGGGGUGAUUUAAGGUGGGGAACCCCUGGGCCCCCUGAACUCUCUGUCCUUCCAGCUUAGGACUUGCAUUUGGAAUGUGGGGUCUUCCGCCUGCCCCACAGGAAUGCUCUGCCCACCAGGACCCAGCUGGAGGCUGUCCUGGGCCUGCCUGAGGCCAGCCGGGGCCGGUGCACAUGGGGAGGCAGGGAGUCGCCUUUCUGAUCUCCCCACCCAGCCAGGCAUGCACUCCAGGCUUUGGGAGAAGGAUGGAGAAAAGCCUGGCUCCUUCCUUGUUGAGAAAGGGUUCGUUGCCUGUGGGUGCUGGUGAGGGGCGGGGGGAGGGUAGGUGCAGGGGGGGUCCCUGAAAUGGAGAACGAAGGGGUCAGAGCAGGAACCUACGGGAACCUAAGGUGACCCUGAGUCUGGCCCCAGAGCUAUGUUCUUUUUCUUUCUUCUUUUUUUUACAGUGAAAUUGGGGUGGGGGCGUGGUUGAGAGGGGAUAGCCUGCCCGGUGCACAAAACUUGGAGGGAAAAGAAGAAAAUAGAAGAAGAAAAGUCAUUAAUCUUCUCACCACUACCCAGGGACCCUCAUGACUGCAUUUCGUUGUAUUUCCUUCCAGUCUUUUUUUUCUCAGCAUCGUUUGCCGGUGUUCUUUUGCAAAUUAUUUUGCAUGUACAACUUCAUAUCCUGCUUUCCCCCACUUAACUCUUAGAGCAAAUAAGCAUUUCUCCAU
Molecule: messenger RNA, 2497 nt
Organism: Pipistrellus kuhlii (Kuhl's pipistrelle)
Lineage: Eukaryota; Metazoa; Chordata; Mammalia; Chiroptera; Vespertilionidae
Gene: CD300LG
Product: CD300 molecule like family member g
Exons: 8
Cellular component (GO): plasma membrane
Molecular function (GO): transmembrane signaling receptor activity
Source: RefSeq, a predicted model, not a curated record